This is a messenger RNA of Fonsecaea multimorphosa CBS 102226, 879 nucleotides long. RefSeq lists its product as uncharacterized. The transcript has a single exon. The coding region runs from base 1 to 879 and encodes 292 amino acids. Gene Ontology annotation, biological process: lipid homeostasis. NCBI's taxonomy places the organism in Eukaryota, Fungi, Ascomycota, Eurotiomycetes, Chaetothyriales, Herpotrichiellaceae. The record is from RefSeq and is a predicted model, not a curated record. Gene Ontology annotation, cellular component: endoplasmic reticulum; membrane.
AUGGACAAGUCUGGCCUGCUCACGCUUGUCCAAACCGCAUGCGUCAAAGCCAGCCUUCCGCUACUGCCACCCUAUCUCCCUGGCAUCCUAAUGACCUUCACAGCGUACCACCUGACCUAUCUCUCAAUCGGACCGUGGCUGUCGACGCUGUUGUUUCCCAAAGUCUACGUACAGCUGCGCGGCAGGAAGAAGCUGGACUGGGAUGAGAACGUCGUGUCUCUGGUCCAGGCGAUCGUAAUCUGCGUCUUGGCAGGUCAGGUCGUCUUGCUGUCUUCCGACUCCGACGUCGACGUGAUGGGUAGACGAUGGCGAGGCAUGAGGUGGGAGGACCGUAUCUGGGGGUAUACGGAGCCUGACGCGGUAGUGCUCACGGUUGCGAAUGGCUAUUUCUACUGGCAUUUUCAAAUGAUGGUGAGGCAUCGAGAUGUCUUUGGAUGGUCGAUGGUCGCUCAUGCAAUGGCGGUGUCGUUCCUCAUGACCAACGCUUACAGACCGGCAUUCAUGACCUACGCACCAGCGUCCUUCCUAUACGAGUUCUCCACCAUCUUCCUGGACAUCCAAUCGACUUUGCGAUCCCUGAAGAUGGAGGGCACGACGAUCCAGAUCGUCAACGGGAUGGCACUGUUUGUCUCCUUCUUCCUGCUCAGGGUCGUCUAUGCCACGCACCUCCAGGCGUGGUUCUACAUGGACCUCUGGUCGGCUUUUGGGGCCAGCGAGCAGGAUAUUCCUGUGGGAAAGGCGAGGAUUCCAACCUGGUUGCUGGCGAGCCACGCCGUGGCGGCGGUGACGCUCCAGCUGUUGAAUUACUGGUGGUUCUACAAGAUCAGUAGGACCGUCUACCGCAAGUUCUUUGCCGGUGGGGUAGUGAAGAGGGAUUGA